Messenger RNA from Verruconis gallopava, 1242 nucleotides. RefSeq lists its product as uncharacterized. The record is from RefSeq and is a predicted model, not a curated record. Gene Ontology annotation, cellular component: nucleus; transcription factor TFIID complex. Gene Ontology annotation, biological process: transcription initiation at RNA polymerase II promoter; RNA polymerase II preinitiation complex assembly. Lineage: Eukaryota; Fungi; Ascomycota; Dothideomycetes; Venturiales; Sympoventuriaceae. Bases 205 to 1095 code for a protein of 296 amino acids. Gene Ontology annotation, molecular function: protein heterodimerization activity; transcription coactivator activity. The transcript is spliced from 2 exons.
CGCUAUAAAAAACCAGGUCCUAGUACCUAAACCUUCACUCAACAAGUCAAUGCGUUAUCCACUAUCGUGCUACGCGUGAUGCGGUGCAGAUAAGUUAAACGCAUUCUCACGUGAUUUAAUCGACCGCACCGAUUGACCGUCGUGAUCAACUACCCUUAAGUCGAACACUGAUCAUCGACGAACAAGUCCAUCAGAACACACAAAAUGGCCACCUCUCCCCCUUUUGCAGGAUCGCCGCCUGGCACCGGUACGCCUAUAUCACGCAAGCGUCCCUCGCUGCCUGCGCAGAUGUCCUCAUCGAAACGACGGAAGCCAUCCACUGCAGGGCCAUCACAUCUGCGCCAGACGUCGUUCCCACCAGAGGAGCUACCACGAGAUGCACGAUCACCGUCGGCCGACUCGGCAGCAGUCGGAACUUCCAGUGUCAUCAGCGGUGUCGGCGGGAAGCGAGGCAGACGUGGAAAGAGUGGCAGCGUCAUUGGCACGGGUUCACGAGUGAACGGGACGAGUCGCGCAGUGUCAGCAAGCGCUGUAGACGGCAUCGGUCCCGAAGAUGAGGUGGAUGACGAGGAUGACGAUGGUGACGUGCAAGAUAAUCUCCAAGGAGACGAGGCCGACGCCGAAGAGCGUGAGAAGGAGGCAGAGGCGCUGAGAAUACUCACAGCUUCCUUCGACCCCGCGCGUGCCCAUGUGUAUGCCAACUUCCUGCAUGUCGGCCGUACCAUCCUCCCGCGCAUCCGCAAGCUCGCCAACCACACCCUCUCGCAAUCCGUGCCAUCCAGUGUCGUCCUCACCAUCUCCUCAUACACAAAAGUCUUCCUAGGCGAGCUUAUAGACACCGCGCGACGCGUGCAGACGGAAUGGCAGGCUGCCGACGACAAAUUCCCAGAUGGAACCCCCAUUCCGAAUGACGCAACGUUGAAGGAGAGGACGAAGCCGGAAUGGAGAGGCCCGCUCACGCCUGAUCACCUCAGGGAAGCUCUACGAAGGAUAAAGAAGGAUAGGGUUGGUGGAGCCGGUGGCUUCAUGGGCGUGAGUUUGAGCGGCAAAGAAAGGACUGCGGCGAAGAUGGGUGGUAGAAGGCUGUUCAGGUGAAGACCAAGGGAAGGCGAACGCGUGUUAGAUUUUAUUGUGAUACCCCCCAAGCAAAAACUUGCGUAGAGCUAGUGCGAAUAGUAUCUGAAAAAUAGAAUGUGCAGAGCGAGCCAUUCCGCGAGCACUUCCGUAAUUACCAAAACCAUC